AUGGACCUUCAGGAGACGCAACGUCUUCUGUCCGAGUACCUACAUGAACUCGCGAACCUCUUCCACCGCGUCCCCGGUUCCGCAAUCUUCCUUCGCUACGUGAAAUCGAGUUACCAAGAUGACCCCAUUCGCUCGGCUGUCGAAUUGUUUCUCUUUCUCUUCGCCGUGCGCUACUUGCUAGCCCCGAAAUACUCGACCAAGCCCGGCGUGGUGCCGUUGACAGAAGACGAGAUUGAUGACCUCGUAGACGAGUGGACGCCCGAGCCACUUGUGGGAAAGCCUUCUACCUUGGAGGAAAUGGAAGUCGAUAAGCGGACGGUGAUCGUGGGUCCUGUCGGUCCCAAGUCCAAACUUGCUAACGGCCGCACCGUCACGAAUCUCAGCUCGUUCAAUUUCUAUAACUUCAACACCAACGAGGCCCUCAAGGAGUCGGCCAUCCAGACCCUCCGGGCCUACGGUGUCGGUCCCUGUGGCCCGCGAGGUUUCUACGGAACCCAGGAUGUCCAUAUGAAGACCGAGGCAGACGUGGCAUCGUUCCUCGGCACUGCGGCUUGUAUUAUGUACUCUCAGGCAUUUUCCACCAUCUCCAGUGUCAUUCCUGCGUUCUCGAAGCGUGGUGACAUUAUUGUUGCCGAUAAGGGUGUCAGCUAUGCUAUUCGGAAGGGUAUUCAGAUUUCCCGCAGUAUCGUCCGUUGGUAUGAGCAUAAUGACAUGGAGGACUUAGAGCGGGUGCUCGCCAAGGUUACCAAGGAGCAAGCACGCAAGCCAUUGACUCGGCGGUUCAUUAUUACCGAGGGCCUUUUCGAGUCUUAUGGCGACAUGGUGGAUCUUCCGAAGAUUAUCGAGUUGAGACUCAAGUAUAAGUUCCGUCUCAUCCUCGACGAGACAUGGUCGUUCGGUGUCCUAGGCCGCACUGGCCGUGGUAUUACCGAGCAUCAGAACGUUGACGCAGCCGAGGUCGAUAUGAUCGUGGGGUCACUGGCUGGUCCUCUUGUGGCAGGCGGAGGCUUUUGUGCCGGCUCUGAGGAGAUUGUGCACCACCAGCGGAUCUCUGCUGCGGCAUACACCUUCUCUGCAGCGCUUCCCGCUCUCCUAUCCACCACUGCCAGUGCCUGCAUCAAUCUUCUCCAAAACAACCCUGACACGGUCUCGCAGCUCCGGGAAUACGUCAAGGCCAUGCGGGCUCAGCUUGAUCCUCGCAGUGACUGGGUGUACUGUACCAGUUCGCUUGAGAAUCCCAUUCUCAUCCUGGUUAUCAAGUCUGAGGUCGUAGCUUCGAAGAAGCUCUCCUACGAAGAUCAACAGUUUUUGCUUCAGGAUGUUGUCGACGAGUGCCUGGCCAACGGAGUCCUGAUCACCCGCCUCAAGACUCUGGAAGACAACUUCCAGCCGAAGCAAGUCGUUCCAGCCGCGCUAAAGGUGUGCGUGACCAUCGGCCUGACAAAGAAGGAGAUCGAGAAGUCCGGCACGAUAAUCCGGCACGCGAUCACGAAAGUGAUGAGCAAGAAGAAGUAG
Penicillium cinerascens is the source of this 1515-nucleotide messenger RNA. It is a transcript of the gene lcbA, whose product is annotated as serine C-palmitoyltransferase subunit lcbA. The coding region runs from base 1 to 1515 and encodes 504 amino acids. NCBI's taxonomy places the organism in Eukaryota, Fungi, Ascomycota, Eurotiomycetes, Eurotiales, Aspergillaceae. Gene Ontology annotation, biological process: ceramide biosynthetic process; sphingosine biosynthetic process. Gene Ontology annotation, molecular function: pyridoxal phosphate binding; serine C-palmitoyltransferase activity. Gene Ontology annotation, cellular component: endoplasmic reticulum. The record is from RefSeq and is a predicted model, not a curated record. The transcript has 4 exons.